Messenger RNA from Epinephelus moara (kelp grouper), 2204 nucleotides. Its product is annotated as tripartite motif-containing protein 16-like. Gene Ontology annotation, molecular function: zinc ion binding; protein binding. The transcript is spliced from 7 exons. Lineage: Eukaryota; Metazoa; Chordata; Actinopteri; Perciformes; Serranidae. Bases 42 to 1694 code for a protein of 550 amino acids. The record is from RefSeq and is a predicted model, not a curated record.
UGAAACUAAACUUGUGUCAGCCUGCCUUUCUCCUCUCAGACAUGGCAGAGCCUCGGAUCCCUGUCAAGAUGAACCGCCUCUGCUGUCGGAUCUGCUCCGAGGUCCUCAGGAAUCCUGCAACUGUUCCCUGCGGACACAACUUCUGCAUGCAGUGCAUCCAGGGCCACUGGGACCGAGACGAGAGGAGGGACCGUCACUACAGCUGUCCUGAAUGUGGUAGGAAGUUUCCCUCCAGACCUCAGCUGAUCAGGAACACGACUCUAGCUGACUUGGUGAGGGACACAGAGAGGUGUGAUGAUGGCAGCACAGAGGAGAGGAGACAAUCAGGGCCAUCUAAAAGACCCCGGAGCUGUACAGAGACAUCAGCAGGAAGCGGUGUGUGUGUGAAGCACAGCAGCCCUCUGGAUAUCUACUGCUGCACUGACAAGCAGAUCAUAUGUGCAAUGUGUGCUGCAGCUGAGCACAGGGGACACACCAUAGGGUCAGUGAGGGAGGAGAGGAGGAGGAGACAGGAGGAGCUGAAGAACGUACAAAAAAAAUCCAAGCAGAUUCUGCAGAAACAAGAAAAGAAAUCAAAGAACAUGGAAAGGACUCUUGAACAGAUUCAGGAUGAGGCGAGAAAAACACGGGACUACUGUGAAAGCAUCUUGGUGAGCGUCAUCGACUGCCUCCAGAGACAUUACAUGUCAGUGAGGGAGCUGAUCAGAGGUCACAGGGAAGAGGCGACAGCUCAGGUUGAGAUGUCCCUACAGACCCUGCAGGAGAAGAUGGAGGAAAUCAGAAAGAGAGAUGCUGAGCUGGAUCGUCUGGCACAAAUUGACAACGAUGUCCAGUUCUUACAGGAAUGGCCCUCUCUGCGGCGUCUCUGUAAAGAAGACCAUCUCCAUCCUCUCAAUGAUGUUCCAGAGGAUCCACUUCUCCCCUUUGACUGCACAAAGAGGGCUGUUGAAGAGCUCGGGAGGCGACUGGAGGAGUUUUGCGACAAAGAAUUCGCCUCAAUCACUGAAACUGCUGACAGCGGAGAAGAGCAGGAAUCAGGAGAGGAGACAGAGGACGACGACAUGGAACAAGGAUAUGAAGCCGGUGUUUCUGGAGUUAACACUGUGACUGAAAAGGACAUGGAGCCUAAAACCAGAGAACAGUUCCUGCAGUAUGCAUGUAGCCUCAGCCUGGACCCCACCACAGCUCAUGAGGACCUGGUGAUUUCUGCAGGAGGCAAGGAGGUGAGGCUCAGCCCUCUCAAGUGUAAGAGUACAGCUAUACGUUUCCCGCAGAGGUUUCUCCACCGACGGCAGGUGCUGUGCAAGCAGGGGCUGAAGGCCGAGUGCUGCUACUAUGAGAUAGAGGUGCAAGGAGACAAGGCUGAGAUCGCCCUCGCCUACGAAGGAAUAGACAGAAAAUCUCGCACUAUGCUGUCAGCGUUUGGGGCCAAUGAAAAUUCCUGGAGUCUUGAUCGCUCCACAAAGUACUCUGUGAGCCACAGGGGUGACAGCAUCGAGCUCACGGAAAACCCAAGUCAUCACAGGCUCGGUGUUUAUCUGAAGUUCAAAGAGGGAACUCUGUCAUUCUACGAGGUGUCAGACAGUAUGAAGUUUCUUUACACAGUUAAAGCUGAAUUCACAGAGCCUCUGUAUCCGGGCUUCUGGCUCGGAGAGAAAUGUUGCAUCAGGAUCUGUGAUUUGACACAGGACUGACUAUGAACUGCCUCAGAGGUUUGUAGACGGAGCCAUUACCAAAUCUCCUCAACUGUAGUCUUUUGAUUGUUUUCUGAAACUUGGUUAUGUUCUGUAUGUGGGGUUGCCCAAUAGAAAGUAGCCCCAUUUGCCCCUUAGAGCCCUCUUAAGGCACACCUACACAGAUUGUAUGAAAUGGGAAAUGGAAACUUUACAUAACUACAUAACUGUCCUUAUAUAAAAUGUAACUGUGUUUUUUUUAUUGUGAAAUAACUUUAAAUUAAAACCAGAUCUCGGUUUUUUGAGGUCCUCUUGGACCUCUGCAUGUGCCUAUACCACAUUUUGGGAACCACUGUCUUAGAGUUCAUUACUUGAAAAAACCAGCGUGUCCUCGAUAAAUCAAACUCAACUGAACAGAUGAAUUAAUAAACAUAAGGCAGCAUUCUCUUACAUGUUGCACACCCUUUUUGAAAUUUAUUUUUACAUUAUAUUUUCAUGUCAUAAUCUACCUGCUGUUUUUAUGUUACAACU